AAUGGAACAAAAAUAGGGCCAAAAUUGUCCAUCAUAAUAAGACCCAACCUGUACUAAAUGAUGAAGUCUAAAGUCUUUAAAGCAUCACUUUACAGUUUCCCCUUGUGAUACUGUAAAUGAUUUACUUUAUAAUGUAAGGUCCUCUGAUCGUGUUUGUUAUGAGCUGUCUCUAUAUGAACAAACUGAACUGAGUGUUUGUUCAGUUUCGUGAGUCUCCCACAGCUAGAGGGAGACAGCGCUUUCUUCUGGGACGCCUUGGCUGCUCAGAGGACCGUCUUUACCGACAUGUCCUUGUUUGUGCGUUUUAAUCAGCGAUUGGAAAAUAACAGGUAUCCUUGUCCGUCCGCCUCUCGCACCCAUAAACACCCAGGAGUAAAAGAGAGGGGACGCUGAGUAAAAACAACCCCCGUCUGACCUGGCGGUGUGCGCCUUUCCUGCGCGCUUUUCGGCCCACAUAAGGAGCAGUCCGCUGGGUACAACAGCCGGACUGAAUCGCAACGUGUCUGUGGAGAGUGUCACCGCAGCAGUCGGGCUGUGUGUUUCUAUGGAACAGGCUGCUUUAAUGGGGCUGUCGUCAGCCCGUCUCUCCGCCUCUGGACAGAUGAUCGCCGUGAUUCACGCCUGAAUUUAGAUCCAUCGAAGACGACACUGUGUGGAUAUGGAAUGGUGCAUGCCGCUGGGCCAAGUUUUCAGCCUCUGAAAAACACCAGAAUCAUGGACAGUCAUCCGCUGUGCACUAGACUUUGUCCACACUCUCUGGACAAAGAGGACGGAGUGGAAAGGCACGGUCCCGUCACUCUGAACCCUCGCCACAUGAGGAAGGCGUUCAAAGUCAUGAACGAGCUGCGCAGCCAGAGCCUGUUGUGUGAUGUGACCAUAGUGGCAGAGGACGUCGAGAUCGCUGCUCACAGAGUGGUUCUGGCUGCUGGGAGCCCUUACUUUCACGCUAUGUUCACAGGGGAGAUGGCAGAAAGUAGGGCAAAACGAGUAAGGAUAAAGGAGAUGGAUGGCUGGACUCUGGGCCUGCUGAUUGACUACAUCUACACGGCGGAGAUACAGGUCACGGAGGAUAAUGUGCAGGCGCUGUUGCCUGCAGCAGGGCUGCUCCAGCUGAACGAGGUGAAAAAGGCUUGCUGUGAGUUCCUGAGCUCUCAGCUUCAUCCGUCCAACUGCCUGGGAAUAAGAGCCUUCGCUGACCUACACGCCUGCUCCCAGCUUCUCACGCAGGCUAACAGCUUCGCAGAGCAACAUUUCACCGAGGUGGUCGGGAGUGAGGAGUUUCUUAAUUUGGGCAUGGAGCAAGUGUCCAGCCUUAUCGCCAGCGACAAGCUCACCAUACCCUCAGAGGAGAAGGUUUUUGAGGCCGUCAUAGCUUGGGUCAACCACGAUAAAGACGUCCGCCAGGAGCAUUUGGCUCACCUGAUGGAACAUGUCCGCCUGCCGCUCCUCUCCAGAGAAUACCUGGUGCAGCGGGUGGAGGAGGAGUCUCUGAUUAAGAACAGCAGUGCCUGUAAAGACUACCUGAUUGAGGCCAUGAAGUACCACCUGCUGCCGGCCGACCAGAGAGCUCUGAUGAAGACCGCCCGUACACGCAUGAGGACUCCAGCCUGCUGUCCUAAGGUGAUGGUGGUGGUUGGCGGUCAGGCUCCUAAGGCCAUUCGAAGUGUUGAAUGUUACGACUUUGAGGAGCAGCGAUGGUACCAAGUGGCUGAACUCCCAACUAGGAGGUGCCGAGCAGGUGUGGUGUAUGUGGCCGGGUGCGUGUACGCGGUGGGCGGUUUCAACGGUUCUUUGCGUGUGCGGACGGUCGACUGUUACGACCCGAUGAUGGACCGCUGGACGAGCGUGAGCAGCAUGCAGGACCGUCGAUCGACGCUCGGGGCCUCUGUGCUCAACGGACUCCUGUACGCUGUUGGAGGCUUUGACGGUAGCACAGGUCUGUCUACGGUCGAGGCGUAUAACGCUAAGACAGACGAGUGGUUCCAUGUGGCGCCCAUGAGCACCCGACGCAGCAGUGUAGGAGUCGGCGUUGUCAAUGGGAUCCUUUAUGCUGUUGGAGGUUAUGACGGAGCCACCAGGCAGUGUUUAAGUACAGUAGAAGCUUACAACCCUAAAAGCAACACGUGGAGCUAUAUAGCCGAGAUGGGAACAAGACGCAGUGGAGCAGGUGUGGGUGUAUUAAAAGGUUUACUUUAUGCUGUGGGGGGCCACGACGGUCCACUGGUGAGGAAGAGUUGUGAAGUUUAUGAUCCAGCCACUAACAGCUGGAGACAAGUAGCUGACAUGAACAUGUGUCGACGUAAUGCAGGCGUGUGUGCUGUAAAUAAUGUACUCUACGUGGUGGGAGGAGAUGACGGAAGCUGUAAUUUGGCCUCGGUGGAGUUCUACAAUCCGAUCACUGACAAGUGGACGCUACUGCCGACCUGCAUGAGCACAGGUCGCAGUUACGCAGGUGUGACUGUGAUUGACAAGCCCUUAUGACUGCUCUAGACACCUGCCGCUGAUUGGGAGCAGAACGUAUUCUCCUGCUGAAUACUGAUCUUGGAUCUGUCUACGAUGCCAAUGCUUCAAAUGUUGGGCAGCAUUAGCACAGGCACUGACGAAGA
This is a messenger RNA of Oreochromis aureus, 2606 nucleotides long. RefSeq names its product kelch-like family member 2 (gene klhl2). Lineage: Eukaryota; Metazoa; Chordata; Actinopteri; Cichliformes; Cichlidae. Gene Ontology annotation, molecular function: protein binding. The coding region runs from base 664 to 2481 and encodes 605 amino acids. The transcript has 15 exons. The record is from RefSeq and is a predicted model, not a curated record.